Molecule: messenger RNA, 204 nt
Organism: Pogona vitticeps (central bearded dragon)
Lineage: Eukaryota; Metazoa; Chordata; Lepidosauria; Squamata; Agamidae
Product: small ribosomal subunit protein uS14
Biological process (GO): cytoplasmic translation
Cellular component (GO): cytosolic small ribosomal subunit; ribosome
Molecular function (GO): zinc ion binding; structural constituent of ribosome
Source: RefSeq, a predicted model, not a curated record
AUGGGCCACCAGCAGCUCUACUGGAGCCACCCAAGGAAAUUCGGACAGGGGUCCCGCUCCUGCCGGGUCUGCUCCAACCGCCACGGCCUGAUACGCAGGCAUGGCCUCAACAUGUGCUGCCAGUGCUUCCACCAGUACGCCAAGGACAUGGGCUUCGUCAAGUUGGAUUAAACACCAGUUUCUCCUGAAACCUCCCAGGCCACA